Molecule: messenger RNA, 732 nt
Organism: Dibothriocephalus latus
Lineage: Eukaryota; Metazoa; Platyhelminthes; Cestoda; Diphyllobothriidea; Diphyllobothriidae
Source: the annotation of a GenBank genome assembly
AUGGUGGAUGUUGCAAAAUUUUAUCACGCCGUUAUUGACGAUGUGAUAAAUGGCAUGCAAGAUGCUUUUAUCGAGGACGGUCUUGAUACGGAAAUUUUGCAGGAACUAAAAAAGUUAUGGUCUUCAAAACUCUCCGACACUCAUGCUGUCGAUCCAGAGCCAGUAGUACAAACAGCUGCGCAAUAUGCUCAUAGGCUCCAAGCUGGCACGGUGCAGGUAACCUACGCACAGUCGUCCAACCUUGGACGAUUGCCCAUUCCACAGAACCACACCGUAUUAACCAAUGCUCAGCGUGGUUACGCCCCGAUGAUCCGCUCAAACCCACCUCUUAACGCGCAACUGCAACCGGGUCAGACUGCGACAGUUAUCUCCGGCAUGAACACAUCCAACCUGGCCCUUCUACGACCAGCUCUCGCUUCCCAGGGAUCAACUAACCGCCCGAUUGUCCUUGCCACCGCCCUCAAUCCCCUAAAUCCUCAGCAGCAAAUGCUGCAACAGCAGCAACAGCGCGUAGGCAAUCCACUGGGGUUUACCAUCCGUGGUGGUCUUACAAUGGCUGGGCAGCCUACUAUAUUAGCUUCUUCGGUAACCGGCAUGAACGGCAUGACCACAGCCAAUCUCGCGGCCCUACAAGUGGCGCUAUCUACCGACCGAGUUCCCUCACGUUGUCUAACUGGUACGGGCUUGUUGCAUACAGUUGUACCGACAGAACCUACCCUGGUUCGCGCCUAA